AUGGGCGGAACCAGCAGAGACAAUUCGCUCGCUGCGCCGGCACACCGGGCGCUCUCCAAGGGCAACGUCAGCUCCUCUGCGACAUCCGUCACAAGCAGCGACGGCCAGGGCGAUGCGGGCAGCGACCUGCACGUGUCUGGCGACGGCGCAUUGGACAGGAGGAAGAGUCGCGGCUCCGAAGACGCCAGUAGCGAGACGUCUUCGCACCGCCGCAAGCUAUCGAGGAUGUUCAAAGGCCGCAAAGGACGGCGCAAGUCCAUGCAGGAAGACAUCUCGCCGGGAGAACUGGACCAAGACGUGCCGCCCUUACCGGACGUGCCCAUCGUCAGGGCGCCUGGUGAAGGCCUGCGCUCCCACAGCGACGACUCAUUGGGGCUCCACAAGAGUGUCGCGAGCAGCCUGCUAACAGAGGACUCGGACGCAGAAUCCUCCCCGGUACGCCCUGGCAUAUCACCACACCAGUCGCACGCCGGCUACCUCACCCUCUCUUCGCCCUUGAUCAACUCUGAGACGCUCGAUUCUGUGGCGCAGUCCGAAGCGACUCUAAUCGACGCUCCCCUCUCCUCGGAAGAGCCGCCAACUCCACGACAGGCGCAGACCAUCGACAUCGGAUCAGCCAAGCGGGGCACUUCGCCCGUCAGCAAGCUCAAGGACGCAUUUGUGCCUGCGCGACGGUCAACUUCUCCAAAGCCGCCGACCGAUACAACUGAAGGCGCUCGGCCGAGCACCAGUGGAGGCCUCGGGGCGCUGUUUGGAGGAAAGAAGCGGGACGCCAGACUCGUCGAUGAUAGCGAUCUCCAGGCAUCACCACCACAAAUCCACUACAGCAGGGACACGCAGUCUACCUCGUCGUUACCAAAAUCCGCCCCCCAACGCAUCUUCACACAGAUCCCUGCGACCCCACCAAAUCUGGUAGACGCCCCCACCACCCUGGUUACACCUCCGACGCCGACAGAUGCCCGACCUGCUUCCCCUGCAUCGGCCUCCAGCAUAAAGAACGGGGGUAAGCACGGCUCUGCGCAGUCAAGCCCGAAUGUGGUUGUCUCACCCUCGGGUAAUAUGAUAUCGCACAGACGAGCGCGCUCAGCCACAAACCCCCCUAGUAAACUGUCCAAUUCCAUCACAGCGCCUCUGACGCCUACAAUAGAGGAAGCGAAGACCCCUGGCGGUGGUUUUUCUGUUCCACCACAGUCUCCCAGCGGAUUCUUUUCUUCUGUAUUCUCAGCUGCACAAAACGCAGCCAACACCCUGAGCACCACAAUUGCCAACAGUGCUGCUCAGAAUAAGAACAAGUCUGCAACCCAGCAAAAAUCGGACGAAACCAAACUUGAAGAGACGGGCGGAGAAGAGGUUAUUGGCCCCGAAAACGCGCAGCCAACGGUGAACACUGGAAGUGAAAAGCGCAAGCUCGCAGUAGAGACACUUGGAUCUGGGAACUUGAGUCUAGCCCACCUUGGGAUCUCGGAUAGCUCGGAUCCAAGUCCCAUGUCUUCCGCGACGCAUCUACCACUCAAGUCUGACGAGGUUUCAGCGAGGGCAUCAGAUAUGGCAGCGGCGCAAGCGGUGUCGGCUGCAUAUGCUGGGGAACCAUCGACGACCGUCAAUGGCGACCGUCCCCGCUCACUCACAACCAACUCUGCACCGACCACCACAUCUGCCGGCGCAAUGUCUCCACCGCGACAAGCAGAUGUUUCCGAUUCUCCAGCAGGCGCAUCUAUACAGCGACAAGGUAGUAUUCGGAGCCGCAUAAGCGGUGGGCGAAAAAGGCGGCACAGAGGCAGCUCUGCCACCACUGGUAAUACGAUAGCCGCUGCGAUUGGCGCCAGCACACACACCUUGGCACCGCAAGCAUCACUGAGCGGACAGCGCCUCAAUGGAACCGGAUUCGCUGUUGCGUCAUCAAAACGGAAUAAAGACUUCCACGCGCUUUUUAAGAGUGUGCCUGAGGACGAUUAUUUGAUCGAGGACUACAGUGCCGCCCUUCAGAAAGAGAUUCUAUUACAAGGGCGAUUAUACGUCUCCGAGGGCCAUUUGUGCUUCUCGAGCAACAUUCUUGGCUGGGUCACCAACCUUGUCAUCAGCUUUGAUGAAGUCGUCUCGGUGGAGAAGAAGACGACUGCAAUGAUGUUUCCGAAUGCUAUCGUCAUUCAGACCCUCCACGCGCGCAACGUCUUUGCGUCUUUCCUUACCAGAGAUGCUACGUACGAUCUGAUAAUAGGAAUCUGGAAAAUCUCACACCCCAACUUGAAGUCGUCCUUAAACGGCGUCGCUCUCGAUGGAUCAGCGGGAACCGGCGACAAGACGGAGAAGGCCGAGUCCAUUGCUAGUGACGAAGGAUCUGACGACGGUUCCGAAGACGAGGUGUACGAUGAGGAUGAAGAGGAAGACGGCAUUGGCAGCUUCACCGAAGCAGGCGAAGGCAGCGUUGCCGGUAGCGAGACAGCAUCUGUACAGGGAGAGACUCGCAAAGCCAGCGCCGCCGUGGCGCAAGCUGUCAGCGGAGGAUCUGCGAAGCUGAUCGACAGUGCUGAAGUUGUAGCAAAUGCUGCCCCGGCUGCGCAAGACUUCCCGGGUGCUGCAAACCACGCGCCGACUGAUUGCGGCGAUAACGACCAGCACUAUGACAAGCUCCUCAUCGAUACAACUAUUCCAGCACCUCUCGGCAAAGUCUACAGCCUUAUGUUUGGUCCCGCUUCCGGAGCAUUUAUGAAAAAAUGGUUGAUUGAAGAUCAAAAAUCGACAGAUUUGCAACUUGAAGACGACGGAAAGGGGUUGGACGACACCCACAAAUCCAUGUCUUUUUCAUAUACCAAGCCCCUCGGCGGUGGUAUUGGGCCGAGCAAGACAAGAUGCAACAUUAAUUCGACUGUGGAGCAGUUCAACCUGGAUAAGGCCGUAACUGUGCUCUGCAGCACGCAGACACCGGACGUACCAAGCGGCAAUGUCUUCUUAGUGAAAACGAGGUACUGCCUUAUGUGGGGGCCCAACAACAGCACACGGAUCAUUAUGACAUUUGCUGUUGAAUGGAGUGGGAAGAGUUGGCUCAAGGGUCCGAUUGAAAAGGGUGCGAACGAUGGUCAGAUGACCUACGCGACCGCCCUCAGCGCCGCACUACGUACAGCAGUUGUUAGAAACGCAGCUCCGAGAGCGCCUGGGAAAGGCGGAAAAGGCAAGAAACGCUCGAAAACCCAGAUCGUUGACGAAGCCGCUGCACCUACACCGGCAGCCACAUCAGCGGCUGCGCAGCCAAAGGAACCCAGCUGGGGCCCAUUGGAUCCUCUACGUAGCCUUCUUCCCGGGCCUCUCGUCAGUAUCAUCGAUACUCUCUUCACAACACAAAACAUCAUCCUUAUCCUCGGCGCUCUUCUCAUUUACGCAUGGUUUUUCCGCUCAUCUACUACACAAAUCGGACCGCACGCUCACCUCUCGACGGCGCAACGGCAGGUGGCUUACGAGCAAAUAUGGCGCUCGGAAGAAGCGGAGCUUUGGAAGUGGCUCGAGGAGCGCGUUGCACUUGAUCACGUCCAUGGCACGGUGGCUUCGGGAGGCGUGUUGCAGGGUCAAGAGACUCAGAGUCGUCUAGUUGCCAAAGGGAUGAAGGAGCGCCAGAUCGACGAGGCAAUCAGGACCACAGAAGAAAGACUGAGCGCGCUGAAGGGUGCAGUCAAGCGAGAGAGGGAGACAGGCACCAGGAGCCCGCGCGAAGAACAAACCUAG
Molecule: messenger RNA, 3717 nt
Organism: Paraphaeosphaeria sporulosa
Lineage: Eukaryota; Fungi; Ascomycota; Dothideomycetes; Pleosporales; Didymosphaeriaceae
Exons: 3
Coding region: 1-3717 (1238 amino acids)
Biological process (GO): intracellular sterol transport
Cellular component (GO): plasma membrane; endoplasmic reticulum-plasma membrane contact site; cortical endoplasmic reticulum
Molecular function (GO): sterol binding; sterol transfer activity
Source: RefSeq, a predicted model, not a curated record